UUAUCAGUGCAUUAGCCUUUUUAAGUAUACUCCCCUCCGAGCUAAUAGUAGUCAUGACACCCUUCUUUCUUCUUCAACUACUGAUUUCUGUGUCGCUGACAUUGGCAAGUAGUCAUGACUACCAUGAGGCUUUGAGCAAAUCUAUUCUCUUCUUUGAAGGGCAGAGGUCCGGGAAGCUCCCCCCGGACCAGAGAGCCGGAUGGCGUGGAGACUCCGCGCUGUCCGACGGCUCGGAGGCCGGGGUCGACCUCACCGGAGGCUACUACGACGCCGGCGACAACGUCAAGUUUGGCUUCCCUAUGGCCUUCACCACCACGAUGCUGUCAUGGAGCGUUAUCGAGUUCGGCGAACUGAUGCCGACCGACGAGCUCCGCAACGCCGCGGUGGCCAUCCGAUGGGCCACGGAUUACCUGCUGAAGACCAUCUCCCACCCCGGCCUUGUUUUCGUUCAGGUGGGGAAUCCUAUAAGCGACCACAACUGCUGGGAGCGGCCGGAGGACAUGGACACGGCGCGGACGGUGUACAACGUGAGCGCAGACAGACCGGGGUCGGAGGUGGCGGGCGAGACGGCGGCCGCAUUGGCGGCAGCGUCCAUGGUGUUCCGUGACAUUGAUCCAGGCUACUCCCAGACGCUGUUGGAGAACGCCAUGAGGGCGUUCGAGUUCGCCGACACCUACAAGGGGGCUUACAGCGAUGACCCGCAGCUCAAAGCUGGAGUGUGCCCCUUCUAUUGUGACUUCGAUGGGUAUCAGGAUGAGUUACUAUGGGGAGCAGCAUGGCUAAGAAGGGCCUCACAAAAUGACUCUUUCCUCGACUACAUCCAAAACAAUGGUAAAACUCUCGGAGCAGAUGACAACAUCAAUGAGUUUGGGUGGGACAACAAGCAUGCCGGCCUCAAUGUUCUUGUCUCCAAGGAGUUCAUGGAAGGACAAGCUCUCUCUCUGGAAUCCUACAAAGAGUUUGCCGACAGCUUUAUGUGUACACUCAUUCCAGAGUCUUCAUCCUCACACAUCCAGUUCACUCCUGGUGGGCUCAUCUACAGGCCCGGAGGUAGCAAUAUGCAGCAUGUGACCUCCAUCUCCUUCCUUCUCCUAACCUAUGCCAAGUACCUCUCCAAGUCAUCGCAGACCGCGAAUUGCGGCAGCAUCCAAGUUGACCCAUCAUCCCUUCAGCUUCAAGCAAAGAAACAGGUCGAUUAUUUGUUAGGCGACAACCCCAUGAACAUGUCAUAUAUGGUUGGAUAUGGCGAUCGAUACCCGCAGAGAAUUCACCACCGGGGUUCUUCGUUGCCGUCAGUGUCGAGCCACCCUCAGUUUAUUGCAUGCAAGGAUGGCUCAGACUACUACAAGUCUGCUAACCCUAACCCUAAUCCCCUCGUCGGCGCGGUGGUCGGCGGGCCGGGCGAAGAUGACGUUUACGAGGAUGAUCGUGCCGAUUUCCGGAAAUCCGAGCCGACUACCUACAUCAAUGCUCCAUUAGUUGGAGUCCUGGCAUACUUUGUGGCAAACCCUAAUGCCGGCCUCGUGCUGACUUAGGCAUGAAUGAAGAAUUAAUAUGUACAUAAAUGAAAACAAGAAGAAGAAAGAAAACAAAUAGAAGAGAGAGUGCCUCAGAGAUCUGAUUGAACACCCUAAAUAUACCACCAUAUGUUUACCUAACCGAAGAGUGAGGAUCGUUUUCGGUGCAUACAACCCGAAGGUUUUCUUGAGGGAGAUGUAUUGCAAGUCAAGCUUUAUUUUGUUUUGUUUUGGUUUUUUUUUUCCACAUGAAUUAAAUGUAUUACAUUUCAUAGUUAUAUAAAUCAUAUUGUGCUCUAUGUUCA
This is a messenger RNA of Musa acuminata subsp. malaccensis (wild Malaysian banana), 1822 nucleotides long. RefSeq names its product endoglucanase 23-like. Gene Ontology annotation, molecular function: hydrolase activity, hydrolyzing O-glycosyl compounds. Lineage: Eukaryota; Viridiplantae; Streptophyta; Magnoliopsida; Zingiberales; Musaceae. Gene Ontology annotation, biological process: carbohydrate metabolic process. The record is from RefSeq and is a predicted model, not a curated record.